AUGGAUUAAGAAUUAGAUUUACAAACAAGCAUAUCCUCAAUUGAUAUUGAUUAAUAAGGAAGGAAUUUAGUAGUUGGAGGGAGGGAAAUCUUAAAAAUAAUAGAUUUGGAUUAAAUGAAUAAAAAAAUGAAUAUCAAAUAGAAUAUGAGGAGACAAGGCACUAAAUUAGCUAUAGGAUAUGUUGAAUUUAAUCGUAAAAAACCAACUCUAUUAUUGGCUGCAUCUGUAUAAGGGUAAUUUUAGGUUUGGGAUAUUGAUAAACAAAAAGAAACAGUUUAUAGAAAUCAUUAAGCUGCUAUCCAUAGAAUGAAUUGGCAUAAUGAAAACUGUUUUAUUAGUGGUGGAUAAGAUUAUGCAAUUAAUUAUUAUGAUUAUCGUUAAUCUACUGCAUAACCAAUUUUUACAUUAUAAAGAAAUGAAGCUAUUAGAGAUAUUAAAUUUAACAUAACAAGAGAUAAUUAUUUUAUGGCUGCUUCAGAUACAGGUUAGUUAGAAUAUUUUGAUAUUAGAAAAUAACUAGAGAAUGUUACUGAGAUUAAUUUAAGGGGUAGGAAAUAGGAUCCAUUUACAAAUUUAAUAAUAUGUUUAGAUUGGACUAAAGAUAAUGUAUUAGCUAGUGGAUCAAAUGAUAAAGAAAUUAAAAUAUUAUAAGUAGAGAAUCACACUGAUAUUAGGGAAAAAGGAAUAAUUUAACAUAUAGAUGGAUCUUCUCAUAUUAAAUGGCAUGUUUAGAACAAUUCUUUAUUAAGUGUAUCAUCAUUAAAUAGAGAUAUCUCAGUUACUACAUAUGAUAUUAGAACUCCAUUUCGACCUAUGCAUAUUGUUAAAGGUCAUAAUGAUAUAAUUACAUCAUUUGUUUUUAAUUAAGAUGAAUAGUAUGUCUUUACUGGAUCUAAAGAUAAAUAUUUAAGAAUGUAAUCUGUUAGAUAGGCAUAUUAAGUAUAUAAUAAUUGUCCAAUAUUUCCUGUUUCCUUUAAUCAAUAUAAUGAUUUGCUUAUGAAAUUAGAAUCUCCAUUUCCAAGUUAAUAUGAAUUAGAAAAGAUUAAUCACUAUGAAAUGAAUUUGUAGCCAAUUCAAAAAUAAUCCUCAAAUGAUGGAAUUUACAAGGCUAAAACUUAAAAUUAAUCUCAAAAUAAUUUUAAUUAAAAUUCAUGGUAAGAUAUAUUAAAAGCAACAUCAGUAUCUCCAUAAAAUUCAUAAAUUCAAAAAAAUAAUGUUAGAUCAAUUUUCUAUAUUGAAGCUAUUGAUUAAAAAUUUGAUCCUAAAAUUCCUUUUGAUGAGGAAUUAAAAUAUUUUUAAAAGAAUUAUAAUUCAAAAAAAGAUUUUUCAUAUAAUAGUAAUGUUGCAUUACAAAUAGAUAAACCAGAAAUAGCACAUUAUUGGAAAGCUUUAGAACAUCUUAUUAAUGAUUUUAAAAAGUUAUCUAAAGAUUGUAGUCCAAAUAUUUUUAUGUAAAAUUGUCCUGUAUAAUUACCAAACAAAGGUAAUGAUUAAUCAGAUGAUGAUUAAAAGUCUCCUUUAGAAUAAAUGACAUAAGUUACAAAAAAUAAUAGAUAACAUGAAAAAAAGUAAUUAGAUUCAUAAGAUCUAUAAAAACUUUAUAAAUAUUUUGAAAAAUAUCCAGCAGCAUUUAGAUAAGAAUUAGAUAGCAAAAAUAUCAUAAUUGAAGAUUAAAAUCAUUUAAAAAUUCAUAUGGAAAGAAUACCUUACUAUAAAAAUUUAUUAAGAACAAUGACUCCUAUUGGUUAUUUAUUGACUGAUAAAUAGCAUAUGAUGUAAUUAUUAAAUAAUAUAUAGGUAAGUUAUUUCUAAUUCUAUUCUUUAAUUAAUUUAACAUGUUAUUGAUUAAGGUGAACUUCCUAGUGGAUUUUGGAUGUCUGCAUGUGCAAAAAAUUAUGUAUAAUUUCCUGAUUUAAAUGCUAAAAAAUGGACUCAAUCUUAUAUUGAAUUAUUAGUUGCAUUUGGAAAACAUACAUUAGCAAUGAAAGCUGCUUUAGAAAGUCCAGUUGAAUAAUUUAGAACUAGUAAUAAAUAUGUUACAAAUUAUAAAUGUCUUGGCCCAUGUAAAAAUAGUUAAAUUACAGGAGCAUUUUGUAAUAUAUGUAAAACAGAUUUUAUAUGUGCAAUAUGGUAAUAUUAAAUAUUAAAUAAUAUAGUUUUAAACCAGUAAGAGGUCUUUAUUUAUGGUGCUAAAAUUGUAUGCAUGGAGGUCACAUGAAAGAAAUGAAAGAUUGGUUUAAAAAUAAUACUUCAUGUCCUUUAGGAUGUGGUCAUAAUUGUUUUGAUAAAUGA
Paramecium primaurelia is the source of this 2292-nucleotide messenger RNA. NCBI's taxonomy places the organism in Eukaryota, Ciliophora, Oligohymenophorea, Peniculida, Parameciidae. The record is from the annotation of a GenBank genome assembly.